Messenger RNA from Girardinichthys multiradiatus, 2687 nucleotides. It is a transcript of the gene vsx2, whose product is annotated as visual system homeobox 2. Bases 896 to 2089 code for a protein of 397 amino acids. Gene Ontology annotation, biological process: regulation of transcription by RNA polymerase II. Gene Ontology annotation, cellular component: nucleus. Gene Ontology annotation, molecular function: sequence-specific double-stranded DNA binding; DNA-binding transcription factor activity, RNA polymerase II-specific. The record is from RefSeq and is a predicted model, not a curated record. Lineage: Eukaryota; Metazoa; Chordata; Actinopteri; Cyprinodontiformes; Goodeidae. The transcript has 5 exons.
UUUAUAUAUUUUUUAUCAUUGUUAUGGUGGUGGUUAUUUUAAAGCUGUGAUAUACGUUGAUUUAAUAUUCAGUAUUGACACGUAUCCGUAUUAUUAUUAGUACUGUCAUUACUACUUCAUCUUGGCUGCUGCUGCAGCUGCUGCUGUGGGAUUAGCGCCGUGCAGGACUGCGUCCAUCUCCUCCAGCUGUCGUUUUUUUUUUUUUUUUUUUUUGGGUGGGCCUUUGAUUCCCGUGUGAUGAGUUUCCCGGAGCAUCUGGAGAUCAAUUAUCCAUCCGUGUGGUGAGCCGGUGGUUGGGCACAUAGAUCAUAGCUGGCUCUGUCUGUGUGUUUACAUGUGUGUGUAAUGCAUUCCGCGAAAGGCAUUGCAUGCAGAUUUAGAGAUUGGGGUAAUUUGCUAGGAACCUGCACCAUUUCAAAGACAUGGGACUUCAGGAGGAGGGGUUCAAUAGCUUUAAUUUGCUCGGAUUCAUUGACGAGCGGUUAAAGAGAGGAUGUAAUCUAUUUAAUCUGAUACUGCUUUUAUGUUUCUUUAGCAAAAAAAUACAGGGUACCUUAAUGCAUUUUACCUUCAUACAUGAUUGUAAAACCAAUGUUUAGUUCAUUUAGAUAUAUUUUUUUAAACAGUUUAUUUGAAGCGUCUAUGGUUCCUCCACACAGUCCUCAAAAAAAGGCAGAGAUGUGUUGGAGAGGGCGUAAUACAUCCAUGAUCCACUGGAAUCCUGAAUCCUGGCAGCUGAUUGGCUGCAGGCUGCAGCCUCUUGUUGGGAUGGACCUGUUGGAUAAAAGGACCAUUUUCUAAACGACUGUGUGGAACGCUGAGGAUCAUGUACGGAGAGCCCUCCUGUGAGACGACAUAACAAGAAAUAUAUUUUUAAAGGGCCAUCCAAAGCACCAUGACGGGGAAACAGGGCGCAGUGCUGCCGGAAAGUUUAAAUCUCUCGGAGAAAACCUCACUGGGAGCAAAUGGAGGGAGCAACAGCCACCAGUCGAAAAGCAGCAUCAACCACCCACCGACCAGGUGCACCGGGUUCGGCAUCCAGGAGAUCUUGGGGCUGAAUAAAGAACCACCCACCACCCCGAGGAGCCCGCUGAUCUCGCUGCCCGCCGGCGCGCACCUGAUCGCCGCCAGGUCGAUGCUUGGCCCCGCCGCAGUCGGUGUGGGUGUCGGGAUGGGAUUAAUUGGGCCCGGUGGAAUUCCAUCGUUUUACAGCCAACCCGCUUUCCUGGAGACGGUGCUGUCAGACGGACAGGACGUCCACCAGCAGCACUACAGCAGGAGCGUGAGGCCGCUGGACCCCAGCCAGUCUGCCAGCUCAGACUCCGAGGAUUUAUCUUCAAAUGAUCGAAAACACACAAAGUCGUCUAUAAAUCAGAACAAGAAACGCAAGAAAAGACGCCACCGAACCAUAUUCACCUCGUAUCAACUGGAGGAGCUGGAAAAGGCCUUCAACGAAGCGCACUACCCAGAUGUUUAUGCCAGAGAGAUGCUGGCCAUGAAAACAGAGCUGCCUGAAGACAGAAUACAGGUAUGGUUUCAGAACCGCAGAGCCAAGUGGAGGAAGCGGGAGAAAUGUUGGGGCCGCAGCACAGUGAUGGCUGAAUAUGGACUGUAUGGAGCCAUGGUGAGGCAUUCCAUCCCUUUGCCAGAAUCCAUCCUCAAGUCUGCCAAGGAUGGCAUCAUGGAGUCCUGUGCUCCCUGGCUGCUAGUCCAAGAUGGCUUACCAGUGAGCAGACGUUAUUCUAAAUCUGAAUACCCGCAACUCUUUACAGGGAUGCACAAAAAGUCCAUAGAGGGAGCAGCUCCCCCACCGACAGGAAAGUGUGAUGCCCAGCAGCAGCCGAAUGCUCAGAGGCCAGAGGAUGCUGAAGUGGAGGAAAAAAGGUCAGAGGACAAGCCUGUCAUUUCUAAAGAGGAACUGAGAGAGAACAGCAUUGCUGCACUCAGGGCCAAGGCUCAGCAGCACAGUGCUAAAGUGCUGGGGACCAUUACUCAUGACAGACUGUUGGAGGGGAAACAGGAGAUCCAGGUGGCUGAAGAAAGGGCCAGUGAUCCCACCAGUCCAGAAGAGGAGCAGAGAAGUCCCUAGAACCAAUUCAGAACCUGGAGACUGGUUUUGUAAAAAAGUGACUGCAGUGGAUUAGCUACUUUUAGUUUAAAUCUGGAUUAACUGACUUGGAUUUCUGUCCUUCACUUACUUUUGCAAACUGGCCCUCAUCUGGACUUCUAUAACCCGAAAAAUCAACUUGUUGAUUGCUCCCAAGAAGAUGCUAAUGCACUUUUGUUUCUGAUGUAUUUUCGAACUUACUCCUGAUUCUUCAAAAUACUAGAGGAUUUGACAGAGCAGCAGCAAUAGACAAUAAUGUAUAUAGACCUUAAAGUUACAAACAUCCAGAUGAACAAAAGCUUCUCAAGUGCAUGUAAAAGUACAUUAAUUGCAUCCAGUGACCUAUAUUUUACCUCCUGUCUUUUAUUCUGACUGUGCUUAUACAAUUAUUAAUUUGAAGCAUUUUAGAGGACUCAUCCCAUCAGCAGUAAGAGAAAGUUGUUGUCCUAUAUCAUGCUGUUUAUAACUGAUAUAUAAAUCUUUAAAAUAUCUUUCAUGUAGUCUUUAAAUGUCAGUGUUUUUCCAUUUCAUUAUGUAUAAGUCAAAAUUCAAAACAUAAAAUAGAAAUGACUUUAUUAAA